AUGGUGGAGAAGGCCCAAGAGGCCACGGAGCCUGCCAAGGCAGACAUCUCGGGGCUGUGCCAAGACAUGUUCUCCAAAAUUGCCCUGUACCUGACAAGCAAGCUGACAGCCACCAGUGAAGACUAUAAACUUCUGGAAAAUAUCAACAAACUGACUAGCUUGAAGUAUCUAGAAAUGAAAGAUCUUGCAGUAAACAUAAGUAGAAACAUAAAGGACUUAAACCAGAAAUAUACAGCACUUCAGCCUUAUCUAAAUCAGAUCACUUUAAUUGAGGAGCAAAUAGCAGCUCUUGAGCUGGCAGCUUACUAG
Molecule: messenger RNA, 309 nt
Organism: Phascolarctos cinereus (koala)
Lineage: Eukaryota; Metazoa; Chordata; Mammalia; Diprotodontia; Phascolarctidae
Source: RefSeq, a predicted model, not a curated record